Molecule: messenger RNA, 2363 nt
Organism: Pimephales promelas (fathead minnow)
Lineage: Eukaryota; Metazoa; Chordata; Actinopteri; Cypriniformes; Leuciscidae
Gene: ccnt2a
Product: cyclin T2a
Biological process (GO): regulation of transcription by RNA polymerase II
Molecular function (GO): cyclin-dependent protein serine/threonine kinase regulator activity
Source: RefSeq, a predicted model, not a curated record
CUCUGUUCGUUUGCUGGACGGUAAUGGCGGCGUGCCGGGGAUCAUCGUCCAAAUGGUUUUUCACCCGGGAACAGCUCGAAACCACCCCGUCCCGUCGCUGCGGAGUGGAGCCAGACAGAGAGCUGUCCUAUCGACAGCAAGCCGCGAAUCUUAUUCAGGACAUGGGCCAGAGACUAAAUGUUUCUCAACUCACAAUAAAUACUGCCAUUGUUUACAUGCACAGAUUUUAUAUGUACCACUCUUUCACCAAAUUCCACAGAAAUACCAUCUCCCCAACAACUUUAUUUCUGGCUGCAAAAGUUGAAGAGCAACCACGGAAACUCGAACAUGUCAUCAAAGUAGCGCAUGCUUGUUUAAACCCACAAGAGCCUCCUCUGGAUACUAAGAGUAAUGCAUACCUCCAGCAAGCUCAAGAGCUGGUGAUACUUGAAACCAUAGUGCUGCAGACUUUAGGCUUUGAAAUAACAAUUGAACAUCCACACACUGAUGUUGUGAAAUGUUCCCAGCUAGUCCGAGCAAGCAAGGAUCUGGCACAGACUUCCUAUUUCAUGGCUACCAACAGUCUGCACCUCACCACCUUCUGCUUGCAGUACAAGCCCACAGUCAUCGCCUGUGUUUGCAUUCACCUGGCUUGCAAGUGGUCCAACUGGGAGAUCCCCGUUUCCACUGAUGGAAAGCACUGGUGGGAGUAUGUGGACAACUUAGUUACACUUGAACUUCUUGAUGAACUGACCCACGAGUUUCUGCAGAUACUGGAGAAGACACCUAGCAGGUUAAAGAGGAUUCGUAACUGGAGGGCUACACAAGCGGCUAAGAAGCCCAAAUCAGAUGGUCAGGGCUCAGAUAGCAGCUCUUUAGCGGGACCUUCGUUAACCCAGGACCUCUCCUUGAUGGAUGCCCUUCCUGGGGUCUCUACAAGUACAGCAUUCUCCAAAGCCUCCACGUCUUUCCCAGUGACCCUGCCAGGCAACUCAAGCAGCAGUCUUUCUCUUGAUUCUAUUGCCAGCAUGCAGGGAACCGCUUACACUUACACCGCCCCCAGUGACUGGCCUCAGGACCAAGUACGCUCAGACCUGUAUUCUGUCAAACAACUUCCCCCACACACAUCUAUGCACCCACAUCGGCCUGACAAAAGUACAGAGAUCAACCCUGCCAAACACGAACACAAGUCCAGUGGUGGUGCCAAGCACCAGGCAACAACCUAUCCUGCAGCACCCACACAGAAAAUGUCUCUGGACAAGUACAGGGAGAAACACGCUGCUGAACUGGCGGUGCAGAAACGCAGGCAAGAGCAGCAGAGUAUUGAGACUGAGGUCUAUGUUGCUCCAGCACAGACAGAUUACCGCAAACAUUUACCCCAACUAUCUCUGGGGCAGCAGGGAGCAGGAGUCACCACUGCCUCACCCAUAAAGAUGAAACUGCCUGUCGCUGGGCAGGACAAGCUCCUGGACAAACGUGAAAAAGGUAGCUCUUUAAAACUGCGUCUUCCAGUCCCCUCUCAAACCGAGAAAGGGGGAUCAAGUAAGGAGGAGCUAAAAAUGAAAAUAAAGGUGUCCUCUGAGCGGCACAGCUCCUCAGACGAGGGUGCUGCAAAGAGCAAACAUUCCAGCCCGCUUGUGAGCAAGGAGAAACACAGAGACCACUCAACCCAUCGUCACCAUCACAAACACAGCCACUCGCACACUCACACACAUAGCGGCAAUGGCAGGAGCAUCCUCGAGCCACCCGCAGCUAGUUCGGCCCUUAGGAGCCCAUUAGGUUCUGUUGCUGAUGGUGCAAGCUCAGCUUCCAGUUCCUCACGCAAGAGGGUGAACCCCGACGCCAGCCACAAUCACCACUCCAAAAAGAACAAAAGCUCCAAAGGCGGUACAGGUAGUUCCUCUCAUUGUUCAUCUGUUCAGCUGUGUGUGUCAUCUCACAACUCUGUUCCUAACCUUCCCUUCCCCCCCCCCGUCACAUACCAGGUGGGCUACGGACAUCUCAACACCCUAGUGAAACUGGCCAGGAAACCAGUGGAGAGCCAUGGCCCUGAUGGCGCCGGCCUUGCUAAUGGCCAACACAGAGACUACAAAGAUACUUUUGACAUGCUUGAUUCGCUUUUAAGUGCCCAUGGAAUGGGCUCUUGAACUGAUAGGAAAAGAGGAUAAAAUAUAAAAGAAAAAUCAAGCAUAGAUUUCAUUAUUAAGAAGAGAAAAAAACAGGAAUGAAGAGAAAGAAAAUAAAAAUGCUUCCCGAUCUUCUGGCAGUUCGGUUAAGUCUCGCCAUCUCUGUGUAACUGCUGCUUCUUUCUCAGUAUUCCCUCAUGAACAGUCAGUAUGAAUGCUUAAGCCAGUAUGUGAAAUUCAGGGCCAUUCUAGUUUUUU